CGCCGCGUGCCGACGGAGCGGACAUGAGCAGAGCGAUGGUGGCCAGGCUGGGGCUGGGGCUGCUGCUCUUGGCACUGCUCCUACCCACGCAGAUUUACUCAAACCGAACAGCUGUUGUGCAACCUUCAAGUAACACCUCUCAGAACACCUCUACUACCCCAAAUCCAACUAAUGCCACCACCAAGGCAGGCAGCGGUGCCCUGCAGUCCACAGCCAGUCUCCUUGUGGUCUCGACCUCUCUUCUACCUUUCUACUGUUAG
Heterocephalus glaber (naked mole-rat) is the source of this 260-nucleotide messenger RNA. Its product is annotated as signal transducer CD24. Gene Ontology annotation, biological process: regulation of cell-cell adhesion; cell activation; cell adhesion. Gene Ontology annotation, cellular component: membrane raft; external side of plasma membrane. The record is from RefSeq and is a predicted model, not a curated record. Gene Ontology annotation, molecular function: protein tyrosine kinase activator activity. Lineage: Eukaryota; Metazoa; Chordata; Mammalia; Rodentia; Bathyergidae.